Messenger RNA from Lagopus muta (rock ptarmigan), 930 nucleotides. RefSeq lists its product as uncharacterized. Bases 1 to 852 code for a protein of 283 amino acids. Lineage: Eukaryota; Metazoa; Chordata; Aves; Galliformes; Phasianidae. The transcript has 5 exons. The record is from RefSeq and is a predicted model, not a curated record.
AUGAAAGCCAGGGAAGCGUUGCUGGUGAAGACAGAGGCAAAGAAGCCUUGGCUGAACUCAGUGGCCUGUUGUUCUGCUCGGCCAGAGAAUGCCAGGGCAAUUGCAGCUCCCAUAGUCCAAGAUAGUCCACUCUUCCAGUCCAAGAGGUUUCUAGAGUGUGUGGAAGAUAGCUUCCUUACACAGCUGGUACGAGAGCCUACCAGGGGUGGUGCCCUGCUUGACCUGCUCUUUGCUAACAAAGAAGGUCUGGUAGGUGAUGUGAAGGUUGGAGACUGUCUAGGGCAGAGCGACCAUGAAAUUGUAGAGUUCUCUAUUCUUGGAGAUGUCAGAAGGGUGACUACCAAAACUGCUAUCUUGAACCUCAAGAGGGCGGACUUUGACCUGCUCAGGACGCUUGUAGCACGGGUCCCUUGGGAGUCGCUCCUUAAGGGUAAAGGGGUCCAGGAAGCCUGGACACUCCUCAAGAUGGAAAUCUUAAAGGCACAAAAACAGGCUGUCCCUGAAUACUGUAAGGCGAGCCAUAGGGGGAGAAGACCGGUGUGGAUGAGCCGGGAAUUACUGUCAAGACUCAGGAAGAAAAAGAGAGUCCAUGUCCUAUGGAAGAAGGGACAGGCUACUAGGGGAGAUUACAAGGAAGUUGCUAAGGAACUGACCAAGAAACUGAGCAGGAUGCACUGCAGGAAGGCAGCCAUCCCACCCUGCCGGUCUCGGACAGUGGAACGCAGGCAGCGUCAACAGCUGGCACGCCAGGGAACAAAAUUCUUCACAGUGAAAGGGACAGAAUCACCACGUGCUGCAGAAGAGCUGAAGCGAAUGGUACAACUCAUGGCACCCAAACUGCAGACUGUAUGAUCUGGGAGAGCAGUGCAAAGAAGAGUGGUCAGCUGUGUCCGAAAGCUGAGCAUGGAGCCAAGUACAGGUACAGCACUG